AUGGCAGCUGAUACCAGCGCCAUUACUCCGACAUAUAUUAUUAAUGCUUUGCAAUUAAAUGUUUUAGCCGAGGCUUUGAAGAAGCAAGCCUGUAAAGGCAUAAGCCACACUAGAAGUCCUGCUAUUAGAUUACCAGCACCAGCAAGACAGGAUCUAGGUCAUGGUAUCGCGUGCUUACCAAACCCUCACCAACUCUUGGCACCUCAUACGACAUGUGUCAUUCUAGGCUGGGGUAAAAAACGACCAUCAGAUGUACACGGGACUCGGAUUUUACAUGAAGCACAGGUAUCAACAAUACAGCAGGGUGUGUGUCGUCGUUCGUACUGGCAAUACGCUAUAACAGAUAACAUGGUAUGUGCUGGACGCGGUCGCCGCGACUCCUGCGCAGGCGAUUCUGGCGGUCCAUUGCUAUGUAGGGAUAGAUCUAUGCGGUAUUACUUACAGGGUAUAACAAGCUUUGGUGAUGGCUGUGGAAAACGCGGAAAAUACGGAAUCUACACAAGAACUGCCAAUUACGUACCUUGGAUGCGUGCUGUCAUGAGCAAGAAUUACUUUGACGAUUAA
Molecule: messenger RNA, 564 nt
Organism: Pieris macdunnoughi
Lineage: Eukaryota; Metazoa; Arthropoda; Insecta; Lepidoptera; Pieridae
Source: the annotation of a GenBank genome assembly